This is a messenger RNA of Stereum hirsutum FP-91666 SS1, 915 nucleotides long. RefSeq lists its product as uncharacterized. Bases 1 to 915 code for a protein of 304 amino acids. The transcript is spliced from 6 exons. NCBI's taxonomy places the organism in Eukaryota, Fungi, Basidiomycota, Agaricomycetes, Russulales, Stereaceae. The record is from RefSeq and is a predicted model, not a curated record.
AUGGAAGGGGGACUGAAGGACGAAGUGCAGAGGACACGGGCGGAGAGGGAAGUUUUGCGACGGGAGCACGAUGGCGCGAGGACGGAAUGGGAGAAAGAUAAAGAUGCGCUGCAGAAGGAGAUUAGGAAUUUGAAGGAGAAGUCUCGGGAAGUGGUCUCGACUGAAGAGGGUAAAGAACUGAGGGGCCAGCUCAAGAGGGUCAAUAGCGAUAAUUGGAGCUUGCGGAGUCGUCUGGCGCAGAUUCAGGCUGUAUUGGCUAAGCCCUCGACCACGACUUCCUCCACCCUUCUCGUUGAAACAGGAGCUGCUGCAACCAAGAACGAAGACGUCAAGCCUACCGAUCACCAAGAGCUAACUGCGUCAGCGGCCGUGGGCACUUCUUCUGCUAAAGUCUCGUCGCACUCUCAGCGAGCACAUUCAGAAGACGCAGACGUUAUAGACCUCACGCACCUCGAGGAUUCUCCUAGAUCUAAGCGCAAGCGGCUGAAUAGUCUGUCGAGAGAGGCCUGGUUAACCUCUCAAAGUGUCUCCGCCAAACGGCAGAAGACCUAUCCACAUGGCCGCGUUGAUAAGACUCCAGAAUUUAUCCAAGGCAGCUCUCAGGAUAUGCUGAAGCCCAGCCACCAACCCGCAGAUCGUGCCGCACUGUCGAAUGAGCUCCACGUCCAUAGGCUUCCUACAGCACACGGACAGCUGCACGGCAUUUCCCCACGAGAUGAACCAGUGGCGCACGCCCAUCGUCUCGACGGAAGUUCCGACCUGCGUACGCUAACUAACUCAAAGAGUGAGGGCUCGAAACCUUCAUCUCUCUGGACAACGGCUGCGCUCUCCUCUUCAGUGGCCUUUCAAGCAAUACUCAAUGACAUCACGCCCGAUCUUCCAUCAUCUUCGAAGGUACAUGUCGUGUCUAUUUAA